GCAGCAAGCUUGCACGGCUCGUUGGUGAUUGAUGUAGGUCUGUGUCAAUAUUUUUGACCAGCGAUAAGUCCAAACUCCGUAGAUAUGAAGAUAAAAUAACACACACAAACGACAAACAAGAAAGCGUAAUAUUCAUGUGACUGAGCUGAUAUCUGAAUUGCAACAAGCUGAGAACAGCGCGACAGUGCCAUUUUACUCUGAGUGUGUAAGCACUGUAAAUUCCGCCAUCAUGAUGAAGUUACUGCUUUUCGUUCUUGUCCUUGCUUCUGGUCUUGGGGUGUCAGCCCAGACUACUGAUGCAACAAGUCAAGAAACAGAAAAAGCAACAACUCUCGAUGGACAAACAACUCCCAAAGCAACAGCUGCCACUGCAGAAACAGUAGCCAUGACAAUAGUUGCUACUGGUAGAAUGACUGAAGCCACGGAAAUAACAGUGAUGAGUACGAAUAUGAAAACGGAGAAUUCAACGGAAAAUACAACAUCUGAAUCAAGGACAACAGGCGUCACAACUCUGCCAUUAUCAACGUUGGCUCCUGUAGGAAGAUAUGCAGUGAACGGUACAAAUGGAACAUGCAUACUGAUGCAAUUUUAUCUCGAGAUUAGCAUCACAUACAACAACACAGAAGGAAAGACAGAUGAAAAAUCACUUGUUUUCCCUGAUAAUUCGGUUCCUAUGGGAAACUGUACUGACAAUGCUCGGUACUUUACUGUCACAUAUCCGGAGUUCAACGACUGGUACCUCCGACUGGACUUUGACGUUGAGGACCAGAUGUACGAGAUGACCUCAGUCACCUUUCAAUGGAAGUUUGAAGAACCAUUUUUUCUUGAUGCUGAUAAAAUGGGUCAAAUAGACGAAGUUCAACUCCAGGACCCUGAGAUCUUGAAUGUUCGAGCAGAUACUGGCAAGACUUUCAAGUGUAAUAAGCGGCAAAUAGAAAUCGACUCAGUUGGGAUUACUAUCAAGGAAAUCAUGUAUCAACCGUAUGCCGAUCAGUCUGCCGAAAAGGGUGGCUUUGGCGAUGUGGAAGUCUGUAUUGAGGACCAACCGACUGUUAAACCACCAGGUACAACUCAAGCCCAAGUUGACAAUACUGGCAUGAUAGUGGGCAUUUGCAUUGGUUGUGUUGCCGGUGUUAUCCUUGUCAUUGGUGGAUUGUACUAUUUCAUUAGGCACAGGCAAAAACGUGAGUCAUACAAAAGCCUGGACUAAAGAAAAUACUUGCUGCCUUAUAAAAUUACUGAAAGGCCGGGGUAUGCAUCCUCUUUUGAAUUUUGUCCCAAUGCAAGCAAGCUUACUCUUCCUAAAUAUUGCUAAACUUGAACACAUUUUUUGGAUACUUGAACUGGGGUUCAGCUUGAUGACAAGUCUGUUUGCUUUAAACAUGCUCCAUCUGAAGUGGAAAAACAUGCAAGGGGAGGGGAAACCAUGCGCCAUGAAAUAUCAGUCGUAUAGUACAAUAAAACAACCUUUGCAAUUGUUUAGGUUUAGUGAAUGAUCAGCGUGCAGCAAGUAAGUAAAAACCAGCCCUACGUGGGUACAUAUCAACUGGUAAAAUAUCCUAUGACACAUAAAAUGUCCUAUGGCAACCCCCCCCCCAAUAAAGAACCCUAACAGAAAGACGAACAAAGUAACAAACACGCCGCUGCUAAAAAAAAAAAGCCCCAAAAUAUCAUUAUAUAAUUAAAAGUGAGUACCUUGCGCUUUGGAAAAUUCUAACAUUCAAUAGUUUCGAUUUAGGUUUCAUUAUAACCUAUUUAUGUCAGUAGCAUUUCCACAAUACAAUUAGCAAGUUCUGGGUGAAUAUGAACUAUAGUACUGUACUAUCAAAGUAAGCCCUAACCUUAAAUUUAUUACAAAAACACUUCUUAAUUUUCUCGAAGCUAAACUCGUAAACUGUAUUAGCUGGAAGAGUGUCCAAAUGUUUUACUGGACAUAAAAAAAUACAUUUGCGUUAUGAGUAUCUGCAGCCAAUUUCCUGAAAUGGGUUAGCUGUACAAACCAAUUUGACUUCAGUCUAUGCAUUCGCCUGUCUUUAGCAGUCCUUUUGAAGCUGUAAUAGCAAUACAUUUCACAGAAUAAAACAUAUAGAAAAUAAAUCUAGCAUUGACUAAAGUUCAAGUCUUUUGUCACGUAAAUCUCUCAUGCCGUAGGCCUACGCUUUGAUUGUUGUUUGCAUUGAGUCGACACCAGGAACAACUCAACAGCCCGAGGUCAUAAUUUGUGACAAUUGUGCACAUUUACAUUUUACUAUUCAAUCCACACGUCACAGGUCACAUGCAUUGUUUGUGAAUUCAAAGCCCAAUUGUGGUGGACGAUUACAUGUAGAUGGGUAUAUGCUUUCUUUUAAAUAAGCUGGAUUUUCGUUACUCCUAAAUGCUGUAGUAGUCGUAAUGUUAAAAUGCCGUUUUCAACAGACGAAGAUGAAAAGAUUGCCCAUAUUGUAUUCAUUGUACUUUAAUAGUACUGUAGUACUUGGUAGGCUAAAGUUAAUCUCUUCCAUUCGAAAUUGCGGAUUGAGAUUACUAAUUUUAUGAAUAAAGUGGAGGGGUUUUAUUUGUGCUUGCUUCACAAAGGCAGUAUUCGUUAAUUUGGACAGCCAUUUCAAUACAAACACGUUAUAUCGGGGUAAUUCAAACGUAAAAGAAAUUGUGCUAGACGUAAAGGACGUUGCUUUAAGAUAAUAUGAACUCGAAAAUCGGAGCACCGUGUGAAAUAUAUAAUGACCUAACAUAAAAGUGAAUAGUAAACAGUAGGCCAAAUGUCCAACAAGAAGUUUAAUGCCACAUGUCGACUGGUCCACAUCCAAUUGGCACUUUGCAUAGUCACCUGUUUAGUUUAAAUUUUAUUUUAAAUUUUAUGAGAUAUUCCUUUUUAUGAAUAUUAUGACUUAAGUGCCGAUCGUCAAAUGUUGCGGCAACAUUCCUCUCUGAUGUACAAGUAAAAUUUUUAGUUAUUUGCCUCUGUACACACUGUAUAUGAAUAAAUCUUCAACUUUUACGUUACUUAACACUGACCGUA
Acanthaster planci (crown-of-thorns starfish) is the source of this 3019-nucleotide messenger RNA. RefSeq names its product lysosome-associated membrane glycoprotein 1-like. Gene Ontology annotation, cellular component: plasma membrane; lysosomal membrane; late endosome membrane. Lineage: Eukaryota; Metazoa; Echinodermata; Asteroidea; Valvatida; Acanthasteridae. Gene Ontology annotation, biological process: establishment of protein localization to organelle. The record is from RefSeq and is a predicted model, not a curated record.